Molecule: messenger RNA, 915 nt
Organism: Saprolegnia parasitica CBS 223.65
Lineage: Eukaryota; Oomycota; Saprolegniomycetes; Saprolegniales; Saprolegniaceae
Exons: 6
Coding region: 1-915 (304 amino acids)
Source: RefSeq, a predicted model, not a curated record
AUGACGACGAUCGGAUCGACGCCAUUCCAGAGCAUCGAAAGCACCGGCGCCGACGUCGCAACCGAGCUUCUUGCCGACGAGCGCGGGCCACUCACCUACCUGUUUGACUGGUUCAUAAAGGCCUUGCGCGACGCCGACUCUGCUUGUGCCAAGCAAGGGAUCUUCGGUCUUGGCCUCCUCCUCCCACUUCCCGCCCUCCUCCCUGCCUUGUGCAUAAGCUUCAAGGUGGACGGCAAGAUUACUUGGCAGUGGCGCACGAUCUUUGCGCUUGUGUGGCUCGUGGACGCCGCAUGCCUCGUCUACUGCAUUCGAGCUAUUCCCAGCUGGCCGAGCGCUACGAAGGCAACGCUCUCGCGAACCAUAGCCCACUUGGCCAUCUACAUUGGCAUCACGAUGCACCACGCCUUCAUCGCGCUACAGCUCGAUGGUCAGAUUACGUUGUUGUUGAAGUGGAUUACGUGGGGGUGGAUCUGGGUCUUCUUCCCGUUCGUCGUCACAACAUUGCCCGAGCACGCAACCCUGUUAACAAUCGUUGCGUGGGCUCAAAUGGUGCUUCUCGCCCCGCGCCUGGACGGCGCAGUCCUCUGGUCUUGGCCCGUUGUCAUUUUGCCCCUGGAGCUCUACGCGAUGGGCAGCCUCGUCUCCCGCGUGUACUACACGCUAUGCAGUACCGAGCGUCCACCGCGGGCGGUGGCGGUGGCGUCACUGAUAGCUUGUACGCUGUUGCUUGUGGCGCCACUUGGCCUGCUUCUGGCACGGCUCGAGGGAUGUGAGUUUCCGACCAGCCGCAUUCUGGUGCCGUGGUUUCUUCUCUAUGGCUUUCUAAUGCUUUGGGGCUUUGUCGUCGCGCUGCACAAGGAUGCAGACAAUUUGUAUCGUGUCGUUUUCGCAGCACGUGGCAUGCACGCAGCGUAA